This is a messenger RNA of Desarmillaria tabescens, 902 nucleotides long. RefSeq lists its product as uncharacterized. The transcript is spliced from 3 exons. NCBI's taxonomy places the organism in Eukaryota, Fungi, Basidiomycota, Agaricomycetes, Agaricales, Physalacriaceae. The record is from RefSeq and is a predicted model, not a curated record. The coding region runs from base 154 to 825 and encodes 223 amino acids.
UUUUGGGCAGGAUAUCCCACGGACGUGUCCUUGUCAUCUGGAUACAUUUUUCGCGAUGUCCUGUGGAUAUCUUCUGUUUACCUUCCCCAAUGUGACUUCUUUCUGUUGAAUUUCUGUCAGCUGCUACAUUCCGCUUACGACUCUGCCUUGGACAUGUCACAAGAAGAUGGUCUUGCACCGCCUGGCUUCUAUGGAACCCAAAUUUCCGACACCUUGCCUGAUCUGCCGACUCAGGAUAUCAAGCUUUUUCGUCAAUUUUACGGGACAACCCAACCAGAGCGAUACACCUUGGAUUUAUCGGACACUCCCAGCGGACAGGAACUCCAAGGAGAAUUAGAGGCUCUCAAAGGACGGCUGGAGGAGCUGAUGGGGACUAUUGGCAAGGUGGGCGAUGCAUCUGCCAAUACUUUGGAUGAUGGGGAGCUUGUUGCUCUUAUCAAGGACGCACUGCAGCUUCCGCGCAAAGCCAGGAGAGUGGUAGACCCUGACAAUUCGGAAACUGAAUCAGACAGCGAUUCGGACAAGCUCUCGCUCUCUUCGCGUGUCGACUUUCUUACCAAUCCCGCCCUCGAAAAAGACACUAAAUGGCACAUGAGAGGCCUCGAUUUGUAUCUCACGUUGGAUGAGCAACUAACAACAGCACGCUGCGUCGAAGCCACUGCCGAGAGUGCUCUCGUUCAGAUCCAGGUGGAACAGGAGAAGCUGCGCUUGAAAGCCAAGGCAUGUCGAGAAGCCAUUGGGGAGAGACGCGAUAGAUGUGAGAGGCUCUACAAUGCGAGGAUGGCUUUGAAGAAGCACCUGAUGAAUCCAGACCUUUCUCGUUAGUGUAGAAAAUCUGUUAUAUUGUGCUAAUACGUAUGGUUUGUCCGUAAAAAUAUAACCCGUGUUUUUGUCUUGCUGCC